This is a messenger RNA of Talaromyces atroroseus, 345 nucleotides long. RefSeq names its product Small nuclear ribonucleoprotein Sm D2. The transcript has 4 exons. The coding region runs from base 1 to 345 and encodes 114 amino acids. Lineage: Eukaryota; Fungi; Ascomycota; Eurotiomycetes; Eurotiales; Trichocomaceae. Gene Ontology annotation, biological process: RNA splicing; spliceosomal snRNP assembly. Gene Ontology annotation, molecular function: RNA binding. The record is from RefSeq and is a predicted model, not a curated record. Gene Ontology annotation, cellular component: U1 snRNP; U2 snRNP; catalytic step 2 spliceosome.
AUGUCUGAUCCCAAGAUUCAGGACCUCUUGAACAAGCCUCGCAGUGAGUUGACUGAAUACGAGGUUGGGCUUGUAGAAGAAUACGAGUUUACUACCGGACCUCUGUCUCUCCUUCAGACUGCCACUCGAACCCACACACAAGUAUUGAUAUCAUGCCGCAAUAACCGCAAGAUUCUCGCUCGAGUAAAAGCGUUCGAUCGUCACUGCAAUAUGGUUCUGGAAAACGUCAAAGAGAUGUGGACGGAGAAGCCUAAAGGUGGCAAAGGCCGUGGGGUCAACAAGGAUCGCUUUAUUAGCAAAAUGUUCUUACGUGGUGAUUCAGUAAUCCUGGUCUUGCUUAGCUGA